This is a messenger RNA of Hydatigera taeniaeformis, 1197 nucleotides long. The record is from the annotation of a GenBank genome assembly. Lineage: Eukaryota; Metazoa; Platyhelminthes; Cestoda; Cyclophyllidea; Taeniidae.
AUGGAAAUGGCGAGUAUUACUUCUAUCUUCAGAGUUUCAGUGACGCCAGCACCGGUACCUUUGAGCUCACGUCAAAAGCGUAGUGGACAGAGUAGAGGACAGCAUAGUGCCAAUGCAACCGCUAAUGCUGCCACCUCAGCAUCAAUGGCUGCGAUGGCUUCGGGUGUGCGUUCUGCCAAAACUGAGCUACCGGGCAUCUCCGUGACGUCCGCUGGACAGCAGCAGCAACAGCAGCACCAUCAUCGUCAUCGUAAUGCCACUCCCACUGUCUCUCAUUCCUCUUCCUCUUCCAAUCGGGAGGAAGUUACAAGUGGAGAUGUUUCAGCCCCGACAGCUGUGGUUAAAGUUGCGGAGACUAUUGUAGAGGAUGUAGUGGAGAAUGUUCGGGAGGAAUUCAAGGAAGUUGGCGGCGGUGUGAGCAAUUCACAAGCGCGUGCCUCCGAUGCGGUGGUGGUAGUGGUGGAAGGCAAGAACCUUGGCUCAGCAUCCAGUCAAAUGGCUCUAAACCCUACUGCUGCCGCCAGCUUAUCUGCAGACAGUGGUCAUCAUUCCUCUAGUACAGAGCACCGUCGCCCUCACGAUAUCCCUGGCUAUCACUCACCUCAGUCCUCAGCACAUCAGAGUACAUGGACACGGAACUUCCUUCGGGCACUUGGAAGCUUCCUUCAAGGACCGUCGAAGCAGGCGUCGGCACCAACGCAACUGAUUGGAGGGGGGAAGCGGCAGAUCUACUCGAGGCCCCGAGAGGUACGCAGCCCCUGGGGCGUGCACGUGACUUCGACUAAGACAGCGUCAGAAUUGAUGAAUGAGAUGAAACAUGCGUUGAAGGCGGUGAAGGGUUGUCAGUGGGAGGCGGACUCUCAGUGGAUGUACUUGCUGCAUUGUGGAUGGUCAGAAGUGCUUUCGGAUAGCAGCAACACAGAGGAGAGUGUAGAGAUGGUAGAGGUGGGUUUAACGACGGGUGGAAGGGCCGGAACGACUGCAGGAUUGGGAGAACUGGAGAGGCCGAGGGGUGUGGCCUCUUCGUCAGUCUCCUCGGAUAUGCUACAGUGGCAGAUGGAAGUAUUCUCCUCGGAUAUGCUACAGUGGCAGAUGGAAGUAUGUUCCAUUCCGCGUCUACAUCAACGAGCUGUUUGUCUCAAACGCAUUCGCGGCUCUGCCAUCCAAUUUCAGAAGGUGGCCACGCAGGUCAUGGCU